This is a messenger RNA of Sapajus apella (tufted capuchin), 4880 nucleotides long. It is a transcript of the gene KRABD3, whose product is annotated as KRAB-A domain containing 1. The coding region runs from base 971 to 4072 and encodes 1033 amino acids. The transcript is spliced from 15 exons. NCBI's taxonomy places the organism in Eukaryota, Metazoa, Chordata, Mammalia, Primates, Cebidae. Gene Ontology annotation, biological process: regulation of DNA-templated transcription. The record is from RefSeq and is a predicted model, not a curated record.
GGGAGGACCACUUGAGCCUAGGAAUUCAAGACCAGCCUGGGCAACAUAGUAAUAUCCUGUCUUUAUUAAUUAAUUAAAAUCACUGCCCUGAACAGAUGAAACAAGUGGUGAAUUAUCCUUGCUUUAUUAGGAGCAUUUUCAUUUUCUUCAAGAAUUCGUUCUUACAAAUAAAUAGUUUCACAUUCAUUUCUCAACACGAAGGACCCGUCCCAUAAUUUACCUCCCGUUUGCUUAAUUUGCACAGUUAAUUUUUGCCAUAAUCUUAAAUUCAAGCUUAUUGAUGCUGGUCAUUUUCUAGUGUCUGAUGGCCACGUUAAAGUCCACUGAAGGACCAUUUUUAAAGAAACUUAGACAAAAAUGGUCAUGUUAUUUUAAAAAGCCACAGGGUAGGAGGAGGUGAGUACAGAGACCAGGAGAUGGGAUACAGAGUGUAGCGGACCCUGGUGACCCAAAGCUUCCAAGGGCGGCCCCAGGUUUCUUCUGAGCACUUCUCUAACCCGCACACAAACUAGGUGAACAACGCAGCGUAUUCUCUGACAGCUCUGCAGGCCUGGAGCCCCCACAUCACAGUGUGGGCAGGGCCACACUCCCUCGCAAGGCUCUGGGCAGGAUCCUUCUUGCCUCUCGUGGCUUCUGGUGGCCCUGGGCAUUCCUUGACUUGUGGCGGCAUCACUGCAGUCUCUGCCUGUCUUCACACAGCCUUCUCCCCGUGUGUCUGUCUCUGUGUCUCUUCUGAUAAGGAUAUGAGUCAUACUGGACUAAGGGACCCCCUACUUAGGAGUAUGACCUAGUCUUAACUAAUUCCCACUGCAGUGACCCUGUUUCUAAAUAAGGUCCUAUUUACAGGCAUAGGGGUUAGGACUUCAGAGUGUGUCUGCAGGGACGCAGCUCACCCCCAGCACUGUCUCCUGAGGGGAUUCCUACGUGUCAGACCCUGCCCCGGGCUCUGGCUAUUCUCCUGCUCCCCAGCAUGCACCUGGAGGCCCGGGCAGGGUCGCUAGGUGCAGGGACAGCUAGGCUGGCUCCCCUGGGAUGGAACAACCAACCCCCCCGGAGACUGUGCCUGCAGGUGUCCAUCACCUUCAAGGACUUGGCCGUGCGGUUCUCGGAGGAGGAGUGGCGGCUCCUGGAGGAGGGGCAGAGGGAGUUCUACCGAGACGUGAUGCGGGAGAACUACGAGACGCUGGUGUCUGUGGGGACAGCUGAGCUGCUCCCCCUCUCUGCUUUCCUGUCACCCCCAGAGCCUGGAGGAGCUGUUGGGGGAGGAAGCCGCACUGAUGAGGGGCAGGAGCCUGCUGGUUGCGGAGGUCUCCAGGAGGGACAGCCCCGGCACAGCCUGCACCUCACCGCCCUGGUACAGCUGGUGAAAGAGAUCCCAGAGUUCUUGUUUGGGGAAGUCAAGGGUGCCAUGGACAGCCCCAAGAGUGAGAGCCAGGGAGCCAGCCUGGAUGAAGAGCAAGCAAGCCCCGAGGCAGCUGUGGCAAGGGAGCCUUGCCCUCUCCGAGGCCUGCUCAACUGCCUUCCGGACGGCCCUGCCAGCCAGUCCCGCCUGGCCACCACACCCACUGACAGCUCGUGCUCCAGUGGCCCACCUGGUGAUGCGGUCCAGGGAAGUCCUCUCCCUACCAGAACUGCCAACAAAUCAUGGCUUACGAGGAAGGAAGGCCCAGGAGCCCCUGGCAGGGAGCCCAGCCCUCCCACCCUUAGCCCCGGCAGGAGGAAGAGCCACGGAGUACAGGAGAGAGGGACCUCACAGGCUGGAAUUACUCCUGGGAACAGCCCCUUGCAAGGCCUCAUCAACUGUCUGAAGGAAAUCCUCGUGCCUGGGCCCCAGCACCCCGAGACAUCCCCAGCCUUCCUACCGCCUCUGCCCAGCCUGGGCACGUCCAGGCCAUCCAAAGCAGACCUGGGGCCGGGGAGCCCACCCUGGGCAGUGAAGACAGAGGCAGCUUCAGGGGACUGUCCCCUCCAGGGUCUGCUGAACUGUCUGAAGGAGCUUCCCGAGGCCCAGGCCAGGCAUCCCAGUCCCUCAGGAGUGGGGGACCCACGACUACAGGAGGAUCCAGGGGCCUGGAAAAGGGGUUCUGGAGGGUCUGGACACCUCCUGACCCCCCCUCCCCAUCCUGGUCCUGGAGCUGGUGGCCAGGUCUCUGUGAAGAUGGAGAACAGCUGGGUCCAGAGCUCCCCAGGACCCGCAUCUUGUCAGCCUGGCAGGCAGUCCCUCAGCCCCUCUGCCAUGAGAGACACCAGAGGAGUCCCUGGGGCCAGCUGGGGCCCUGAGGCUGAAGCUGCCGGUGCCUCAAGCUCACCGCUGGAAGCCCUGGAAGCCUGUCUGAAGGGCAUUCCCCCAAGCAGGCCAUCACCUUCGCAGCCGCCGGCCACCUCUUGGUCACAGAACCCCCAGCCAGGAGACUGUGGGUCUCAGAGGACUGAAGUGCAGCCCCACAGAUCACACAGUGAAGAAGUGACCAGGGAGCCUGUUCUGCCUCUGGGCCUGCAGGGCUGUUUGAGAGAUGGCCCCUCCCGGCCCCUGGCCCCCCGAGGAACCCCCACCAGCUUUUCCUCAACCAGCAGCACCGACUGGGACCUGGAUUUUGGGAGCCCUGUGGGGAGCCAGGGGCAGCGGCCUGGAAAAGGAAGCCCACCGGGAAGCUCCCCGCUGCAGGGCCUGGAGAACUGUCUCAAGGAGAUAGCCGUUCCUGUGCCGUGGCCUGCCUGGCCCUGCUCCUCAGCAGCAGACAGGGGACCGAGGAGAGCAGAGCCCAGGCCCUGGACAGCAGACAAGGAAGGGCCUGCCCCCAAGCCCUCCCCGCUGCACUGUCUGGAGAGCGCCCUGAGGGGUAUCCUGCCUGUGCGGCCCUUACGCUUCGCCUGCGUGGCAGGCACCAGCCCCAGCCCCAGCCCCGGCUCCAGCUCCAGCUUCAGCGGCUCUGAAGAAGACCCGAGGCCAGAGCCUGAGCUCUGGAGGCCGCUCCUCCAGGAGAGGGACCGCCUUCCCAGCUGUAAGCCUCCUGUUCCUCUGUCCCCAUGUCCCGGUGGGACUCCCACUGGCAGCAGUGGCAGCAGUCCUGGUGAAGACCCCAGGAGAACAGAGCCCAGAUACUGCAGUGGCCUUGGUGCAGGUGCAGCUGGGGAUCCCAGCCCUGUUUCUCGGCUGGAGAAAAGGCCUGGGCCCAGGGUUGGUGAAGCCUCCAGAGGCCUGGAGCCUGGACACGGAAGACCCAGAGUUGCAGCCAAAACCCAUGGGCAGCUGCUCCCCCAGGGCCUACCUGAGCUGCCCCGUGAGUCUCCCCCUCAGGAGCUGCCCCCUCUGGAAGCCGCACCUCCUGCCUUGCCAGCCGCGUCCCCGCAGCCGCCGUGCCCCUGUGGGAAGCCCCUACAGCAGGAGCUGCACAGCCUUGGUGCUGCCCUCGCAGAGAAGCUGGAUCGGCUUGCCACGGCGCUGGCAGGCCUGGCUCAGGAGGUGGCCACCAUGAGGACCCAGGUGAAUCGGCUGGGGAGGCGCCCCCAAGGCCCUGGGCGGAUAGGCCAAGCUUCCUGGAUGUGGACCCUCCCUCGGGGACCUCGCUGGGCUCAUGGCCCUGGUCACAGACACCUACCCUACUGGAGGCAGAAGGGCCCCACCAGGCCUAAACCAAAGAUUCUGCGCAGCCAGGGAGAGGGCUGCAGGGCUGGUGACCGGCCGGGACUCUCCAGAGGGACCGCUCACCGGGCACCUCUGCUGCCUUCAGACGCUCCGCCGGCAGAAGCUCCAGGGCUCCACCGCAGCCCUUCCCAGCAGCUGCGGUCCUCCACACCCAGCUGCCACACUGCGCCAGCGGCACACUCCCUCCUGGGACAUUCCGGGGGCCGCCAGAGCCCCCUUCCUCCUUUAGUGCCUGCUGCCUUACCCCUGCAGGGAGCCUCUCCUGCCACCAGUGCGGAUGCAGACGUGCCGAACUCGGGAUUGGCACCAGCCGGGAUCCCAGACCUGCCCAAGGAUCCGAGCAGCCUGCUGGGAGGAGUCCCGAGAGCUCUCCAGGAGGAACUGUGGGGCGGGGAGCACAGGGACCCAAGGUGGGGGGCGCAUUAAUAGCAUUCCUCAUCCCCACCUCUGCUUAUUCUUGCUGAGGGUGCAGUGGUGUCGUGGAAGCCCCGUCACACCACCCCAGGCCACCCUCCCAGGAGACACAAUCUCUCUUCCUGUUGCUGGGAGCCCCGCCCUUUGUCCCAACUGUGCAGAUACCCCAGGUGCUGUUUGCUCGGGAGGCUGCUGUGGGGGUGACUUGCUCAGCCUCUGUCUGGCCUUCUUGGCUCAGAUUCAAUCCAAUGCUGCUUCCCUCCCCGUCCUUCCCACUGGAACCGCCCAAGCUUGUAGGUGUAUGUUGUGCACAGGCCAUGUGCGCCCCACACAUGCAGGGGGUGCCCCACACAUGCAGGGGGUGCCCCACACAGCUGGAGCAGCCAGGAGAGUGCCUCCUAAUCACCAGCCAUUCCUGAUCCCAGGAGCCACGAAAGGCUGGGCUCUUGCCUUCUUGGAGUAAAUAUGGGCACAGAUUUCAUUUGGCAGAACUCGGCCCCUUGGUCUAAGCUGGACUUAACCCUGUGGAUUCUGAAAUUAAAGAAGUGAGUAGCUAAGGAAGGGCCUGCCUCUUGUAGAAGGGAGCUCCAGGGGGUCCACGCCAGGCGGGGCUGGUUGUGCCACCACACGCUGCCGCCUUUCCCAGACAUCCUUGAGAACUUUCAAGAGUGUGCCAGGAAGGGCGAGGGAAUUCCCACAGGACUCCCGGGGCACAUACUCUGUGAGUCCCCUGCGGCUGCCACACAGAGGAGCUCUGACUGGGCAGCUUCAACAGCAGCACUUGCUGUCUCUGUCCUGGAAGCCAGAAGUCUACAGUCCA